Messenger RNA from Pseudomassariella vexata, 795 nucleotides. RefSeq lists its product as uncharacterized. The record is from RefSeq and is a predicted model, not a curated record. The transcript is spliced from 4 exons. Bases 239 to 691 code for a protein of 150 amino acids. Lineage: Eukaryota; Fungi; Ascomycota; Sordariomycetes; Amphisphaeriales; Pseudomassariaceae.
UAGCACAUAGCACACAGAUACUCCAUAAUACUGACCAGCAGAAGAGAACAAUAAGCCUUUCCCACCCGCUCUGCCGAUUGUCUCAAAACUGCGAGCCAUUUAACUCAAUCGCCGUUUCGUGGUCUAGUUUCUACCAUCAACCUGGGAAGCAACGGAAGGGAAUAACUAACUGUGUGGAAUAGACGGCGUUACCGACGACACCUUGCCUCAUAGACCUCAUCACCGCUCGGGGAAAAAGAUGUCUUCGGCUCGGAAACUUCUGUUUGGUCUGCUAGUUGUCUUCACGGCGGCGCUCGGGGUGGCCACUGCCGUCUCCCUGAAUCGACAACCAUGCCAUGACACAACCGGCUCGGGCGAGGAAAACGCGAUGGUAGAUGGCCAGAUCCUACAUGCCUAUUUCCCGGGGACUUUCAAACACGGCGUCUAUGCGUCUGAUGAGGAUGCCAUCGAAGCCGUCCGAUCCAACGAUGCGGCACUUGCAGAAUCUCUUGUUGAACUGGCAAAGCGUCAGACUCAAAAUCAGACGGAUUCGGGCGACUCUUCGACCAGUGUUGUUACGACAAUAGACGCAACGACUGUUGUCUCAACCACAAUCACGACCCCAAAGCCAUCGACAAUCACCACGGUGCAACCAACAACGACGGCAAUACCCCCGACAACGACGGCACGACGCUGGAGACCGAGACUUUGAAGGAUACAACCAGCCCUCCCACUAUCAGGACAGGGACUUCCACUUACACAUCGACUUUAUCGGGAGGCGGCGUAACUACCAUUACUUCAGUCGCAGUUGUCACC